AUGGAUAAGAAAUUGUGUCAACACUUCAAUUCUGUACGGACUUAUUUUUCCGAUGAAUUGACAGAUGAUGGAAACUAUAAUUUUUUAUCUGAUGGUCAACAGUUUAAAAAGUAUUGUAGAAAUAAUAGUUGUGAUAAUAAUCUAGAAAAAAUUAAUUCUGCAUGUUUACAAUUGUUUGAUGCAUUCUUUGGAAAUCAUAAUUCGUUUAAAGAUAAUGCAAAAAAUAACAUCGAUGUUGUUUAUUACAUUAUUAUAUGGUUAAGUCAUAUGUUAAGCCUAAAACAAGAUAACGGAAUCAAUAAAUUAAAUGACUUCUAUAUUGAUCAUAUAGAAACAAAUACGCACUAUAAAAAUAAAAUAUAUGGUGUUAGUGCUUAUAAUUAUUAUAAGGAUAUUAUUGAUAGAAAAAAGGAUUUGUUGAAUAUGAAUAAUAAUAUUAUAUCUAAUUUUUAUAAAGCAUUUAAAUCAUUAUGUGAAAUGUAUUCUGUGUUUGAUGGAAGGACGUCAAAUUGCAAAAAAAUAUCUUCGAAAGAUGCUAAUAAAUUUGUUGAAAAAUAUAAAGAACUUAAUGGAGAUUCUAAUAAUACUGAUAACAGUCCAUAUAGAAAAAUAUUGUCUACAUUAUUAGAUGAUUAUAAUAAUUUAAAAAAUAAAUGUAAUGAUGCUCAAGAUAGCAAUUUUUCAACCUUUCCAGAGAUAAGCACACCACAAAUUGCUACAAAAGGUCCUGAACAAAGAUCUGAACAAAAUUCUAAUGUUACAUCAUCAAAUUCGUCGAUAGUAAGUAAAUUAAUUCCAGUUUUAUCGAUAUUUGGUGCAAUAUCAAUUUUUUUGGGGAUUUCUUAUAAGCAUUCAUUAUUUGGAUUUCGGAAACGAUCUCAAAAACAUUUAAGAGAAAAGCUAAAAAAAUAA
Molecule: messenger RNA, 912 nt
Organism: Plasmodium yoelii
Lineage: Eukaryota; Apicomplexa; Aconoidasida; Haemosporida; Plasmodiidae
Product: PIR protein
Exons: 3
Coding region: 1-912 (303 amino acids)
Source: RefSeq, a predicted model, not a curated record